This is a messenger RNA of Kwoniella mangroviensis CBS 8507, 489 nucleotides long. RefSeq lists its product as uncharacterized. The transcript has 6 exons. The record is from RefSeq and is a predicted model, not a curated record. Gene Ontology annotation, biological process: regulation of G1/S transition of mitotic cell cycle; positive regulation of endopeptidase activity; regulation of proteasomal protein catabolic process. Gene Ontology annotation, molecular function: endopeptidase activator activity. NCBI's taxonomy places the organism in Eukaryota, Fungi, Basidiomycota, Tremellomycetes, Tremellales, Cryptococcaceae. Gene Ontology annotation, cellular component: nucleoplasm; cytoplasm; proteasome activator complex. Bases 1 to 489 code for a protein of 162 amino acids.
AUGCCUAGAUUCGGAAGUACAUUACCUAAGAUGGAUGAGAUAGUGGUUCAGGUCAACCCAGUUCAGGUCAAAUGUAUGGAGAUCGUGACCCAAGAGCUUGAAGACUUGCACAUGCUCGCACAAGACUUGAAAGUAUGGUUGGAGAUGGAGAUUCCAGUGAUCGAAGAUGGUAAUUCAUUUGGUGCCGAUGUUCAAGCUCACUUGAUCUCUCAACUUACCGAUGCUUACAAGAAAUCCAACUCGAUGCAAAAUGGUGUACGAGCCCAUCAUGCUGAUAGACUGAAAUUGGCGAUGGAUUGGGCGAAGUUCCCAAACUUCCAAGAUUUUGCUGGUGCUAUUGCUGCGAGCGACCGAUUCGACCAUUUCUUGCUUCGAUCGUACCUUCGUUCCAUCCUUACUUUGUACGGUGGACUACUGACCAAAUUCGAGAGGAACUGGUCUAAGGUGAUCAACCCAAAAGGUAGCCAUGAGACUGGAGGGAUGUACUAG